Molecule: messenger RNA, 1353 nt
Organism: Callithrix jacchus (white-tufted-ear marmoset)
Lineage: Eukaryota; Metazoa; Chordata; Mammalia; Primates; Cebidae
Gene: POLR2H
Product: RNA polymerase II, I and III subunit H
Biological process (GO): DNA-templated transcription
Cellular component (GO): RNA polymerase II, core complex; RNA polymerase III complex; RNA polymerase I complex
Source: RefSeq, a predicted model, not a curated record
GGACGGAUCCGGCUCAGGUUACAUCCAGAAGGGCCCAGCCGGCCCAGGCCGGCCCCGGCGUCCUUGGUGUCUCCUGGAGGGGCUGGGCACCUCUGGGGCGGGGUUCUUCUCCACCUGCCCUCGGCGAGGACUGUGCCCUUGGCGGGCACGAGGACCGGCGGGAUAGGGCUAGGGCCUGGCCGCUCUGGGCCAAGGAUCAAGGUCCCUGCCUGGGUUAGGCCCCCACGCAUUCCAAUCUUCUGGACUCAGACUCUGAAGAGCGCGCAGUAAAGCCCCAGCGUAGCAGAAGCCGCUCUACAGCCGCGGGAGGUUGGACCUAUUGUUUCCCCGCCCUGGGCGGAGCCACCUGGCCGUGAGACCCGCCCUCAAUGCCGAAGCCUCUCGGAAACAGUCUUUCGGGGAGGAAGUUAGGUAGCCCCGAGAGGAAGAUUGUGGCGGAAGUGGUCGCGUUACCGCCUGUUUGUGCGCAUGCGCUACUCUUGUCUAGCUGCCGCCUUUCUGGAGGUGCUUUUGCUCAUCUCCCUUCUCCACGCGAGGGGGUGCGCGUACUCCCAGCCGUGGUCGCGCGUUAACCCCUUCUGCUGCUCUCCUGGCCCACUUGCGAUGGCGGGCAUCCUGUUUGAGGAUAUUUUCGAUGUGAAGGAUAUUGACCCAGAGGGCAAGAAGUUUGACCGAGUGUCUCGGCUACAUUGUGAGAGUGAAUCUUUCAAGAUGGAUCUCAUCUUAGAUGUAAACAUUCAAAUUUACCCUGUAGACUUGGGUGACAAGUUCCGGUUGGUCAUAGCUAGUACCUUGUAUGAAGAUGGCACCCUGGAUGAUGGUGAAUAUAACCCCACUGAUGACAGGCCUUCCAGGGCUGACCAAUUUGAGUAUGUAAUGUAUGGGAAAGUAUACAGGAUUGAGGGAGACGAAACUUCUACUGAAGCGGCAACACGCCUCUCUGCCUACGUGUCCUAUGGGGGCCUGCUCAUGAGGCUGCAGGGGGAUGCCAACAACCUGCAUGGAUUUGAGGUGGAUUCCAGAGUUUAUCUGCUGAUGAAGAAGCUAGCCUUCUGAACCUCGCCUGAAGCCAGCCUUGCUGCCACGUCACUCAGGUCCUGGACAUCGUUCUAGCUUGAGUUGCAGCUGCUCUUGAUUACCUGUUGAGGAGGGGCUGGUUCCCUGUCCACUGUGGCUGCAUCUUUAACUGGCCUGCACUCAGUUAGAAACUCACUCGCCUGUGAAAGACACAGUGGGAGAGCUUAAAAUCAAUAGGAAGCUUUGUGUAUAUGAUUUUUAAUCAAAUGUUACUUUUUCAGACUGCCCCUCCCCUUUUUGUAAAAAGUUCGUUUACUGUAAAAUCAUUUUUUCCAA